Penicillium olsonii is the source of this 2907-nucleotide messenger RNA. Lineage: Eukaryota; Fungi; Ascomycota; Eurotiomycetes; Eurotiales; Aspergillaceae. The record is from the annotation of a GenBank genome assembly.
AUGGCCAGCAAGGAAGCCGGGCAGGCAUUCGCGCCGGUCCUGGCGGCUGUCGCGACAAUGCAGGGGAAUGUGUCUCGGUCUGAGAAGACUCAGGCUCACGAAUUCCUUGAGAAGUUCCAGAAAUCGAUCGAGGCUUGGACUACUACCCACGCUCUAUUACAGGCACCCGACGUACCAGUUGAAGCCAAGUUGUUCGCCGCAACUACACUGAAGGGAAAAAUUAUCUUUGAUCUCGAUCAACUUCCCCCCGAUUCGGUACUGGCACUGCGAGACUCUGUCUUGAACCUCCUAGUCGCAUUUGCGCCGGGCCCGCGCCCCAUCCAGACCCAGCUAUGUGUUUGUUUGGUCAGUCUGGCGAUCCAGAUGACCGCAUGGAAAGACGUUCUUGCGACUGUCGGUGCUGCUUUAGGAAACAACGCCGGAGACUGUGUACUUGAGUUCUUGAAGAUCUUGCCCGAGGAAGUCACUGAGGGGCGCAAGAUCAACCUCAGCGAAGAACUACUCGAGAGAACCGUGGAACUUCUUGAAGGCAAUGCAGAGCAAGUCCUACAACUGCUGAUCCAGUACUCGCAGUCGUCGCCCGCGGCCGCAACCAACCCCCGUCUUAUCGACUGUAUCACAUCGUGGCUCCGUGAGAUCCCCGCGGGCAGGAUUGUUGAGUCACCCCUCAUGGAUGUCAUCAUCAAGGCCUUGGACGACGAUGCUUCCUUCGAUGCCGCUGUGGACUGUGUCUGCACUCUUUACCGCGAUACUAAGGAUGUAGACGAGUCAGUACCAACCAUUCAAGCGCUUUACCCGCGACUCAUGGCUCUUCGACCCAAGAUUGCCGAGACCGCGGAAGCCGAGGAUCUGGAGGCCUUCAAGGGAAUCACAAGAAUAUUUGCCGAAGCUGGUGAGGCUUGGGUUGUCCUUGUUGCACGUCUGCCAAGUGAAUUCCGAGGCCUCGUCGAGGCUCUCCUCGAAUGCUGUGCGCGCGAUUGGGAGCGCGACGCAGUGUCUUUAACCUUCAUUUUCUGGUUUGAGCUCAAGCAAUAUAUCACCCUGGAGCGGUACAAUGACGCGCGCUUGAACCUUCUACCUAUCUUCUCGCAGUUGGUUGAUAUUAUGGUCAAGCACCUUGAGUUCCCCAGCCCCGAAGAAGGCGAGACUGAUCUCUUUGCUGGAGACCGUGAACAAGAGGAGAAGUUCCGUCAAUUCCGCCACGCCAUGGGUGAUGUUUUGAAGGACUGCUGCGCUGUCGUUGGCGUGAAUGAUUGCCUUGGUAAAAUCUACCAAUUGAUCCAGCAGUGGGUUGCCAAGUAUGCCUCGCAAGCCAGUAAUGAACAUGUUCCUCACUGGCAAGAGCUGGAGGCUCCUCUGUUUGGUCUUCGCGCAAUGGGUCGUAUGGUUGAUCCCGAAGAAAACACCAUCCUCGGACAGUUGAUUCCCCUCAUUGUCCAGAUUCCCGAUCAGGAGAAAGUGCGAUUCCAGGCAAUCAUGGCGCUGGCCCGCUACACCGAGUGGACCGCUCUUCACCCCGAGACCCUGGAAGCACAGCUCAACUAUGUCAUUUCUGGGUUCCAUCACGCCUCUCAAGAAGUUGUACAAGCCUCCGCUCUUGCCUUCAAGUUCUUGGGCACGGAUUGCCAGAAGCUUCUGGGUGGCCACAUUGCCCAGCUUCACACCUUCUUCGAGUCCGUUCUGGACAAGCUGAAGCCCACUAGCCAGGAAGAGGUUGCUGAGGGUGUUGCAGCCGUGGUUUCGGUCCAGCCCCAAGAGAAGAUCUAUGAAUCCUUCAAGAUGUUCUGUGACCCAAUUAUGACCCGUAUCAUGAAUCUCGCCAACAGCGCCCAGACUGAAGAGGGCCAACGCGCUGUGGCUGAUCACUUGCAGCUGAUUACCAUCUUCGUGCAAGUGGUGACACCCAUUGUUCCGCAUGGAGAGGAGAACCCCGCCGUCAAAUACUGUGGGGAGAUUCUUCCCAUUAUGACCACGAUUGUCAUGAACUUUACGUCUUCCACGCCUAUUCUCGAGCGAGUCUGCCGAUGCUGGCGAUACAUGAUUAUCUCUUACCGCACUGGUAUGAUUCCCUUGCUACCGGCUCUGGCCGAGAGUAUCGCGAACGGCUUCCAGGCGUCGCGGGAGGGCUGUUUCUUGUGGGCCACAGAUGCAGUGGUCCGCGAGUUCUCCGACGGUGCUGAAUACGUUGACCAAGCCACCAGCGAUGCCGUGUUCCAAUUCUACGAACAGCAGGCUAUUGCCUUCCUGCGUAUUCUCAACGACCUUCCCCCUGAGAACCUGCCCGACGUGAUUGAAGAUUUCUUCCGUCUGUCCUCUGAUGCCGUUCGCUACUACCCCAAAAAGUGCAUCAGCUCGUCGCUUUCCAUUCCUAUCUUUUCCGCUGCUCUCAGCGCCCUCACCCUUCAACAAGUGGAUCCCCUCAUCGCUACCCUCCAUUAUUAUCGGGAUCUCUUCGGAUUUGCAUUCGAUAAGCCCAUGGUUUCCGAAUUUACCAGCCCUGAAGGCCAGCCCUACAUCACCCCGCCUGAGGUUCGCGAGGCUGUGAAGGCGCUGAUCAUCUCCCAAGGUCAGCCCUUGGCGCAGCGCGUUUUGACCGGCAUGAUGUUCACUUUCCCUGGUGAUUGUUUCCCAGAUGCGUCUGGGAUCAUCAUGACCAUGUUCCAACUCUUCCCUCAACAAACCGGUGUGUGGCUGCAAAGCACUUUGCAGAUGCUUCCCGCCGGCUCUAUGAAGCAAGGCGAGGCCGAGCGUCUGCUCAAGAAUGUCUCUGACAAAGUACAAUCCGGCGAAACCCGCAAAAUCCGUGUUCUCCUGCAAGACUUCACCAACUCCUACCGUCGUCGCAACGUGGCACCUCGGGAUGGACUCGGUCGACUGGAGGCCACGCGAUUCCGAUUCAGCGGCUGA